Molecule: messenger RNA, 537 nt
Organism: Bradysia coprophila
Lineage: Eukaryota; Metazoa; Arthropoda; Insecta; Diptera; Sciaridae
Product: cytochrome c oxidase assembly factor 1 homolog
Biological process (GO): mitochondrial respiratory chain complex I assembly; mitochondrial respiratory chain complex IV assembly
Cellular component (GO): mitochondrial inner membrane
Source: RefSeq, a predicted model, not a curated record
UAUACCGAAGUCAACACUGUCAACAUGUCAUACGGGUCGGGAGUUUAGUAUUUUGGGUGUUUCGAAUGUUUUGGUAAAUUCACUAUGAGAAUUCCAUCGACUAGAACAUUGGUACAAGCAUGUCUUUAUACAACCUUCGCAGGCGUAAGCGCGUUAAUGUUUUUGAGGUACAAAAUACAGCAAGACAUCAGAAACGCUGAGUAUUUCCGCAGUGCAAUGAAGCUGUUAAGAGCACAUCCCGGUUCUGUACAUUACUUGGGUCAGCCGAUCAAAGAAACUGGAUUCGAUUUAGGUGAUAAUGAGCACAAUUACUGUGAUGGAAAGAACGCACAGUUUGAAGUUUCGAUAAAGGGUCCCAAGGAUAAAGGCAAAAUGUUUUUCUGGGCAGAACGUGCAGAGAGUAAAGAUUGGAUUGUAAAUCGAUUAGAAGUAGAAUUGAAUAGUGUUCCCGAUAAGCGAUUAAUUGUUCAGACGUCAAGCUAAGAAAGUCCCCCCCAAGAUAAACUUAGAGAAAUUAUAGGAUUUUUGAAAUGAAAA